Molecule: messenger RNA, 2520 nt
Organism: Urocitellus parryii (Arctic ground squirrel)
Lineage: Eukaryota; Metazoa; Chordata; Mammalia; Rodentia; Sciuridae
Gene: Cdcp1
Product: CUB domain containing protein 1
Source: RefSeq, a predicted model, not a curated record
AUGGCUGGCCAGAACUGCAGGGUCACAGUUGUACUGCUGGGGGGCCUGCUACUGCUUGCGGUGCGCCUGAUGCGCGGGGCAGAGGCUUCUGAGAUUGCUCUGCCCCAAGGAAGCAACAUUACCAUUCUCAUAAAGCGGGGGACAUCAGCUCCGCCAGCGAAGGCCUGCUUCAUCAUUGUUUCUAAAAGGCAUAUGACUGGGUUGUUCAUCAAAGCUGGAGAGAAAAUGGUCUUUACCUUUAGCUGCCAGGACCCACAGAACCACUUUGUCAUGGAGAUCCAGAAGAAUAUCGACUGCAUGUCAGGCCCCUGUCCUUUUGGGGAGGUUCAGCUUCAGCCCUCGACAUCGACGUUGCCCACCCUCAACAGAACUUUCAUCUGGGACGUCAAAGCUCACAAGCGCAUCGGCCUGGAGCUGCAGUUCUCUCUCCCACGCCUUAGACAGAUCGGGCCCGGGGAGAGCUGUGCCGACGGGGUCACUCACUCCAUCAGCGGCCGCAUCGAUGCCACUGUGGUCAGGAUCGGCACCUUCUGCAGCAAUGGCACUGUGUCCCGGAUCAAGAUGCAGGAGGGAGUGAAGAUGGCCUUGCACCUGCCGUGGUUCCACCCCCGAAAUGUCUCUGGCUUCAGCAUUGCCAACCGCUCGUCUAUAAAACGCCUGUGCAUCAUCGAGUCUGUGUUUGAAGGGGAAGGCUCGGCCACCCUGAUGUCUGCCAACUACCCAGAAGGCUUCCCCGAGGAUGAGCUUAUGACGUGGCAGUUUGUGGUCCCCGCACACCUGCGGGCCAGCGUCACCUUCCUCACCUUCAACGUCUCCAACUGUGAGAAGAAGGAGGAGCGGGUGGAGUACUACAUCCCCGGCUCCACCACCAACCCCGAGGUGUUCAAGUUGGAGGACAAGCAGCCCGGGAACAUGGCUGGGAACUUCAACCUGUCCCUGCAGGGCUGUGACCAAGACGCCCAGAAUCCAGGGAUCCUGCGACUGCAGUUUCAAGUUUUAGUCCAACAUCCACAAAAUGAAAGCAAUAAAACCUACAUAGUUGACUUGAGUCAGGAGCAGACCAUGUCAAUCACCAUCGAGCCUCGCCCCGUCAAACAGAGCCGCAGAUUUGUCCCUGGCUGCUUCGUGUGUCUGGAGUCUCGGACCUGCAGUAACAACGUCACCCUGACACCGGGCUCCAAGCACAAGAUCUCCUUCCUUUGCGAUGACCUGACACGCCUGUGGUUGAAUGCAGAGAAAACCAUAAGCUGCACAGACCACCGGUACUGCCACAGGAAGUCCUACCAACUCCAGGUGCCCAGUGACCUCCUCCAGCUGCCCGUACAGUUGCAUGACUUCUCCUGGAAGCUGCUGGUGCCCAAGGACAGGCUCAGUCUGGUGCUGGUGCCCAAACAGAAGCUGCAACAGCACACUCAUGAGAAGGUCUGCAAUACCAGCUUCAGCUACCUCGUGGCCACACACCUGGCCACACCUGGUCAGGAACUGUACUAUGGCUCCUUCUGCCCUGGCCCUGGAGGCUCUAUCGAGCAGAUCCAGGUGAAGCAGAACAGCUCCGUGACCCUCCGGACCUUUGCUCCCAGCUUCCAACAAGAGUUCUACAAGCAGGGCCUGACCGUGUCCUUCACCCCACACUUCAAAGAGGAUGGGAUUUUCACCGUGACGCCAGACACAAAGAACAAGGUCUACCUGAGGACCCCCAACUGGGAGCGGGGCCUGCCAGCCCUCUCCUCCUUGUCCUGGAACAUCAGUGUGCCCCGUGAUCAGGUGGCCUGCCUGACCUUCUUCAAGGAGCGCAUCGGCGUGGCCUGCCAGACGGGGUGGGCACUCAUGAUCAUCCAGGAGCAGAGGUCGCAACCAGAGGAGAUCUUCAACCUGGAGGAGGUCAUGCUCCCCAAGCCAAGCUUCCACUAUCACAACUUCUGGGUCAACAUCUCCAACUGCAGCCCCGUGAGCGGCAAGCAGCUGGACCUGCUCUUCUGGGUGACUCUCACCCCAAAGACCCUGGACCUGACUGCUAUCAUCAUCGCUGUGGUGGCAGGUGGGGCCUUGCUACUGUUGGCCCUCGGACUCAUCAUUUGCUUCGUGAAAAGGAAGAAAAAGAAAAACAAAGGCCCUGCUGUGGGCAUCUACAAUGGCAAUGUCAACACCCAGGUGCCGAGGCAGCUGAAAAAGUUCCAGAAAGGAAGAAAGGACAAUGACUCCCAUGUGUACGCAGUCAUCGAUGACACCAUGGUGUAUGGACAUCUGCUGCAGGAUUCCAAUGGGUCCUUCCUCCAGCCAGAGGUGGACACCUAUCGGCCCUUCCAGGGCCCCACGGGGGACUGCCCUCCCUCCCCACCCCCCAUAUGCUCCAGGACCCCAACUGCAAAGUUGACCACAGACGAGCUGCCCCCUUGCAUCUCUCCUGAGUCUGAGAGUGAACCCUACACCUUCUCCCACCCCAACAAGGUGGAGGUAGGCAACGGGGACACAGACAUCCCCUUGCUGGAUACCCAGGAGCCUGUGAAGCCAGCCGAGUAA